Messenger RNA from Paramecium pentaurelia, 274 nucleotides. The record is from the annotation of a GenBank genome assembly. NCBI's taxonomy places the organism in Eukaryota, Ciliophora, Oligohymenophorea, Peniculida, Parameciidae.
AUGAAUAAACAACAAGAAAUUAAUAAGAGAUUGGCUUUAUUUUAUGAUUCUAAAAUAGGAUUCAUAACCUUAUUGACUUAAACAUCAAAUAGUAGAACGAAAGCACUGUUGAUUGAAUUUAAUAUUAAAAAUGCAUUUCCUUUUUAUUCGAAAUUGAAUUAUGUCUACCUUGAAUAAAUGAUUAAGGUAAAUUUUAUAUUGUUUUGAUUUAAAGCUUUGUUGUGCAUUUUUGAACUUAUAAGUAUAGAAUAUGUAAUUAAAUUUUUCCAUUUGA